Cadophora gregata is the source of this 1365-nucleotide messenger RNA. RefSeq lists its product as uncharacterized. Lineage: Eukaryota; Fungi; Ascomycota; Leotiomycetes; Helotiales; Ploettnerulaceae. The coding region runs from base 1 to 1365 and encodes 454 amino acids. The transcript has a single exon. The record is from RefSeq and is a predicted model, not a curated record.
AUGAUACCCUUCGAUUUCAUCGCUCAGAAGGACGCCCAGGAUGCGCAGCACGCAUUUAUCCGCAAGUUCGUUGAGGCAAAACACGACAUUGUGGCUUUCGUGAACGGCCGCCUUGGGUGGGACGGGGCUGGAGUGUUUCUCAAUUUCUUUAAAGGCUCAUUCAACCUCAGCAUGGCCAUGAAAAAAUCCCAGACCAAAGAGCGAGUCCUUAUUCGCUUCCCAUUUUUGGGGAAAGUAUAUGAGCUGUGGCGGGAGAAGAAGGUCCAGAACGAGGUCAUGGCGAUGAAAUAUCUUUCUGAACACACGAGUAUUCCUCUUCCGCGUGUGUACAGUUGGGGUCUCACCGAGGAGAGCCCACAGCAGCUAGGGCCAUUUAUGAUCGAAGAAUUUAUGGAAGGGGAGAACCUCGGCGAUAUCUUAAAAAAACCAACUGAGAACGAGGCCGAUCCUGCUAUUUUGGACCCAGAUAUUGACGAGGCAAAGCUGAAUAUUGUGUACGAACAGAUCGCUGGCUUUCUCCUACAGCUUUCACGGCUGGAAUUCCCACGUAUCGGGGCUAUCUCUCAGAAUGAUGUAUCUGGCGAGUGGACUGUUACCGAGCCACCUCUCACAUACGACAUGAAUGAGGUCGUGGGCUUUGCUGGCUUUCCGACCGACUACUUCACUGCCAUGUCAACAUUCUCUUGUUCGAGCGACUACUUCGCAGCACGUGCACACUGCCUACAGGAGCAUCUCGAGACUCAACGCAAUAUCGCUUUUGAAGACUGUGACAUUACCUGGAACCGGUAUGUCGCGCGCUGCUGUUUCGACAAGCUUAUCCCUACACACGGUACCAUUGACGACUCAGGACCAUUCCGGAUCUUCUGCGAUGAUCUGCGGCCCUCGAAUAUGCUUGUUGAUCCCGAAACAAUGCGUAUCACCGCCCUGCUCGACUUUGAAUUUACGAAUGCUAUGCCGGCCCAAUUCGCCUAUGAUCUACCCUGGUGGCUUAUUCUUCAGCAGCCUGGCAUCGAGGUUAGCGAGGGGAAGCAGAAAUUCCUAGAUCUCUUCGAGCCCCGGAAGGAGCAGUUCCUGUGUGCAAUGGAGCGCGUUGAGGCUAGAACCACUAUGCCAGCUGGGGAGCUACGACUCUCAGCUCGAAUGCGGGAGUCAUGGGAUAGUGGGCGGUUCUGGUUCAACCUUGCUUCGAGGAGUAGCUUUGAUGUUGAUCAGAUUUAUUGGGAGAUGUUGCAUAAGGAGGGCUCAGGCGAGGUGAUGUUAGACCCAACAACAGCUGCCAAAAAGGAGGAAUUUCUGAAAAUGAAGAAGGAUCAAUUCGAGGUGUAUUGGGCAGAAAAGCAGAAUGAUGUGCGAUUUAAUGAGUAA